GGCCCACCAUUGUUCAGACAGAGGGAUAAGCAGGGUGUUCACAGCUCUGGGCCCAGUCUCUAGGAGAGCCCAGACAUGGGCCGGAGGGCCAAGAAAACGUCCAGGCGUAAAGCCAAGGCUGCUGCGGCCUCAGCAUCCAAAACCGCAAAGCUGAGGAAGAGAGAGUCCAAGGUUUUUAGAACGCACAAGAAGUGUUGUCCUUACUGUUGUCGGAGAAGUCCUAGUAAGUUCUUCCAGCUGACGAAGAAGGGGGAGCGAUCCCUUUUAAGAAGAAUUCGAGCAGAAGCCAAGAGAUAUCACCCAGAGCUGACUGAACCGACUGAACCGACCGCGGCACUGCUCCUUCAUGAGCAAAUGGAUGACAGUGCUCAAGUGUCAACACCAGAGCCAGUUCCACCGUGCUCCGGCAGCGAGUCGGCUUGUAAUAGAGACGUGGCCACCAGUGAACUCGUUCCUAAUGAAGAAAUGAACACCAGUGAACCAGUUCCCAAUGAAGACGAGACCAACAGUGAGCUGGUUCGUAAUGCGGACCUGGCCAGUGGUGAGGGGGUUCCUGACGGAGAACUCGCUAGCAGUGAGCCUGUUCCUAAGGGAGACAUGGGCAGCUCCAAAGACCUAAGGAACAUCACUGAACCGGGGUCUAGGAGCUGAGGCACAGUUACAUUGUCAAUGCUGUAACUCACCUUACAGUACUUUGUACAAUGAUGAAAAUAAAAUCAAUCGGAUUUG
Arvicanthis niloticus (Nile rat) is the source of this 729-nucleotide messenger RNA. RefSeq lists its product as uncharacterized. Lineage: Eukaryota; Metazoa; Chordata; Mammalia; Rodentia; Muridae. The record is from RefSeq and is a predicted model, not a curated record.